CACACACACAGUCGCACAGUCACCUCUCUGCGGAACACAACAGUCUUACGGAGCUCCUAGAGGUGGCCGAAGACUGUGAACUGUGCGCCCCUUAACACACCUGCCACACCUGCUACAUCUGCUACACACCUGCUACACAUCUACUGGCUAUCUGCUUACCUGGCCCUUGUAGAUUUAUUGAUUUGUGGCGCCUCUGCAAGAUGGAGGGGCCUUUCCCAACACUAAGGGCGCGAAGAAAAAGGGCGUGGCUGACUUCUACAUAUGCGUGGGCGUUGUUGCUCGGGGUGUGGGCGGCGUGGGGAGCGGGGGAGGUGCGCGCCGCCCCCCACCCACGCCCGGACUCAGACUCCUCAGAUACCCCCGAAGCAGACCCCUCGUCCCCCCAGCAGGGUCCUUCUGCGCCUUCGUCAGGUAACGCCCUCGGCAUGCUGUUGCUGUCUCCCCGCGCCCCUAUAGUGGUGGUGGCUGGGGGGCGUGGCAGCACCGCGGAGGACAUCAUGAACCACUACCUGCCUGUCAUCAUGGCUGAGAUGGAGGCGCCCGUGUCCACGAGAGACCCGUCAAUCAUCAGAGUGGCAGGAUGCAGGCCAGGGUUUAAUGAAGACCCCUUGGGAACCUGCCGCCCUGUGUUUGUGCCCCGGGCCUACCUCCCCCGCACCACGCGCCCCAACAGACAGACCAACAUUGCCAGCCUCCUCCCGGUAAGACCACGUCCGAGAGUCUCACGGCCGCAGCCACAAACCCAGCGGGACCUCAUAAGGCAAUUCAAUACCUCCAGGAGAAGACAGGCGUGGUUUGGGCGCAGUCUCUCCCCUCCCCGUCCCCCUCCCUCGUGCCGUCGGGGCGGUCAUUACUACAGGAAGUGGGGAGCGCGGAUAUAGGUGUUGGUGGUGAUGACAGUGCUAGUCUGGAUGUUAGUAUGGAUAUUGUGACCACCACGCCAGAUUCCACGAGUGAAUGUGAUGAUUAGGUGUCUGUGUGUCUGUGUGUGUGUGAAGGAGAGAGAGAGAGAGAGAGAGAGAGAGAGAGAGAGAGAGAGAGAGAGAGAGAGGGAAGUUUAAGGGAAUGAAUGAGGUAUUGAAAUUUCUGCUCUCUUUUUCGUCUGUGUGUGUGUGUGUGUGUGUGUGUGUGUGUGUGUGUGUGUGUGUGUGUGUGUGUGUGUGUGUCAGAUACUCAAAUUCCUGACUUUUGUGUGUUUUUUUUUUUUUGUGUUCAUGUGAAAAGUAAGAGACACAAAUUCCUCUUUUUAUUUUCUUGUUUUGUUUUUCGUUCGUUUGUUCGUGUGACAGAAAGACAGAUUUAAAUUCUUGCUUUUUUGUUUGUUUGUUUGUUUUGUUUUGUUUUGUUUACUUCUGUUUUGAGUUCAUGAAAGUGGUAAAAAUCUUAAAGAACGGCAAGUAGAGAGAGAGAGAGAGAGAGAGAGAGAGAGAGAGAGAGAGAGAGAGAGAGAGAGGUGAUGGUAUGCAAUCUUAGCUCCAGUUAUGAUAAUGAUAAUAAUGAUAAUUUUGAUAAUCGUGAUGAUGAUAAUAAUAAUGAUGAUAAUGAUGAUGAUGAUGAUAAUGAUGAUGAUGAUGAUGAUGAAACAGUUACCAAGCAGAGACGAUGUUACCAAAUGACUCAGCGUGUGUAUGAGAGAGAGAGAGAGAGAGAGAGAGAGAGAGAGAGAGAGAGAGAGAGAGAGAGAGAGAGAGAGGCAGACGACGAAGCUCUCAAGAGUAUACCUGAUAAUUUUAUAUUUUUAUACUUUCUAUGCAUAAUAUUAGUGUUGUUCUUGUACAAACGCGAAAAAUAUACUUGUUAUUCAUCUCACACAUAAAAGGAAGCUACGUAUUAGUAAGCUCAGUUUAAUAAUCGAUUUAUUUAUUUUUUUUUUCAGAAUUGCUAAAGUUAGUCGUGUCGUUUUUUAUAUUCAUAGAAAACGGGAAUACAAAAAAAAUCAUAAUCUGGUAAUAACUUAAAAAAAAACAAGAUAUUUCUCAUUCGCUAAAUGUAAGGAAAAAAAAAUGAAUAAAGGUGUUAUUUUUACAAAGAAAACGGAAGAUGCAAGUAGAAAAUGGGAACACAAAAUAAACAAAAAUCACAUCCCUGUAAUAAUAAUAAUAAUAAUAACAAUAAUAAUAAUAAUAAUAAUAAUAAUAAUAAUUAGGUUUUUUCACAAUUACAAAACAAAAAAAAAAAUAUAUAUAAAAAAAUUCACCAUUUCUCACACUAAUAAACCAUAACAUCGCAAGACGAAAACAAAAACAACAACAACAACAAUAACAAAAAACAAAAAUAAAAACAAACAUUAUUGGCUAAAAAAAAAAUAAAGAUAUGAAUAAAAAAAAUAAAUAAAAAUACGAUUAGCGGAAUGGUGUCGCCAGAUUGACCAGGUGUGCUGAUUAAUUAAGUGUACAGGUGUUAAUGAAGGUGAAGUGUUGGGUACCCGUCUGUGUGUGUGUGUGUGUGUGUGUGUGUGUGUGUGUGUAGCUCCUCGUAAGAACACCAUAAGUUGCCAAAUUUGUUAAUUAAAAGGUAUUAUUCAGUUGCCAAUAUCUGUGUGUGUGUGUGUGUGUGUGUGUGUGUGUGUGUGUGUGUGUGUGUGUGUGUGUGUGUGUGUGUGUGUGUGUGUGUGUGUGUGCGUCAUGUCCGAAUAAAUACUCCUUAGAUAA
This is a messenger RNA of Scylla paramamosain (green mud crab), 2651 nucleotides long. RefSeq lists its product as uncharacterized. Lineage: Eukaryota; Metazoa; Arthropoda; Malacostraca; Decapoda; Portunidae. The record is from RefSeq and is a predicted model, not a curated record. Bases 201 to 881 code for a protein of 226 amino acids. The transcript has 5 exons.